Messenger RNA from Hydractinia symbiolongicarpus, 2949 nucleotides. RefSeq lists its product as uncharacterized. Gene Ontology annotation, cellular component: membrane. Gene Ontology annotation, biological process: calcium ion import across plasma membrane. The record is from RefSeq and is a predicted model, not a curated record. The transcript is spliced from 11 exons. Gene Ontology annotation, molecular function: protein binding; calcium channel activity. The coding region runs from base 123 to 2684 and encodes 853 amino acids. Lineage: Eukaryota; Metazoa; Cnidaria; Hydrozoa; Anthoathecata; Hydractiniidae.
AAGAGAGCAUUCGUAAUAACUUUAUGGUGUUUUUAUAAAAUAAUAAUAAGACACAGUAAGAAGUAAAGAAAUGUUUAAGAUGUUACAGCCAUAAAAUCGUGUAAGACCAGAUUUUACAGACAAUGUGGGCAACGGUUAGAGACUCAUCAAAAGGGUUUCUUAAUCGUGUCACAGGGGCAGGGACAGACGCAUAUGGCAAAGUAAACGAGUUCUUCUUCGGAGUUAAUGUAGGUGAUGAGGUAGAAUUACAAUCUGUCAGGUCCUUCAAAUCAACUCGAUCGCCUGGAUCUAUUCGUAAGGUUGUCAUUCCGGAGCAAUUCGAAAACACGCAGUAUUCUGAGUAUGAAGGAAUUGAUACAUCAAGGAAUUUGGUUGUAAGUUCAAGUACCUUAUUCCGAAAAGGGCCAGUACCUAUAGAGUUUCUUUCAAAUAAGGAGCAAAAUCGUCUUUCAAGGCGAGGCUGUUUAAAAGAAUGGGACGAUUUACAUCAGUCCACUUCUGACAAUCAGUUAGGGUUUGAAGAUCCAAGCAGCAAGAGUUUAUUGUCAUACUUUGCCAGGCUUGGUACUGGAGAGGACGACAAAGACGCAGUUAAUCUUGCAUUUGUUGAUUCUCUUUUAAAAGUAGGAGCUACCUUUAACUAUCCAGAUGUGUAUGGCCAAAGUAUAUUUUUUGCUGUGGUCAGAGAUUGGCACAUAGAUGUGGCGUAUUUUGCAAUUCAGAGAGGAGCAGACGUCAAUCAUAGAGAUAAAUUUGGUAGGACUCCUCUUCAUUUAGCUGCAGCAGCUAAUUACCCGGAAAUGGUAGAAUUCCUGCUCGAAAAUAAUGCAAUUAUCAACUCGAAGACCAACGGAGAAGAACAAACUCCCCUUCACUAUGCUGCUCGGUAUGAUUCAGUAGAAGCGAUGAAAGUACUGAUACAAGCUGGUGCUAUGAUUGAUGAGGUUGAUUUUAUUCAAAGAACUCCGUUACAGGUUGCAGCAGAAAUAGGUGCCCGUGAAUCAGUCAAGUUUUUGUUAAAACUUGGUGCUCCUGCCGGUGUUUACGAUAUCUUCGGAAACUCAGCCGUGUUCUUGAUGGUCGAAAAAAUGCCGCAACUUGCUUACGAGGGACUAAAUCAAUUUUUUGUGGAAGACAAUGCGAUGCGUAGACGAUACUAUUACCUGGAUCACUUGGAAUUUGAUGUAAAAGCUAGAGGCGGUCAAAAAGAUUCGAGAAGUGUACUGCAGGCGAUCGUGAUGUACAAUGAAUUAGAUUUGAUCAUGCAUCCUGCCAUACAAAAACUUUUAGAUGUCAAAUGGAGCCUUUUUGGCAAAACACAAGCCAUCAUCAACAACUUCUGGAAUAUAUUCUACGCUGUUCUGGCGACAGUUCUCACAUACACACUCCCUUUCUCAGCAUAUGAUCGUCAAUUCACACCUGUGAAGGAUAAAGCAUGGAAAAUUGUCCUUGCUGUCAUUUUCUUCAUUUUGACAUUUUAUUUCUGGAUAAAGCAAAUUCUAUUCGUGCGACGAUCUUCUCAAAGGGACAAUGCGUACAAAGAACAGAGGUUGCUUUGUGUUCGUAAGCAAAAACCUUACUGUCAUCCCAGAUGGGAAGAAGAACGUGAAUAUUACAACGAAGAAGUGCAGCGCAUACAGCAUUACAAAUCUGCUUUUUGGCAAGACUCCUGGAAUAUAUUCGAAUGGGUUUCUUUGGUAUUCGUAUUGAUCAUGUUUGCUUUGCAUAUUGUUAAUGUUAUCGAACCGAACAGAGAUACUUUUAAAGCAGCAAAACUUAUAUCGGCGAUAUCUUUGUUGUUGGUGUGGUUUCGGUUAUACAAAACUUUGCGAGUAAUAGGAAUGUUUUCGGAACUAACCGUGUUAUUAGGUCAUGUGAUAUCAGAGACUUGUAAGUUCCUGUUACUUUAUAUGGUCUUCUACAUCCCAUAUGUCUUCCUCUUCUAUAUGUUGUUUGGUGGCUCAAAUGAAGACGCGGACGUCACUAAAUUCAAAGAAGACCAUGCAUUAGAAUCACUAUCGGAUGUGGCUUACUACGUAUGGAUAUUAGCUGUGAAAGGGAAAUAUCCUAAAGAUCCUUUAAAUUCUGUGAAUCACCACGUUGGGCAAGUUGUAGUUGGGUCAUAUUUUGCUAUGGUAGCUGUAUUGUUGUUGUACAUCUACAUCGGUCGUAUCUCUGAGGUAUUUUGCAGAUUGCAUAAAAAUGCUAACGCGAAUGCGAAUUUAUUAAUUGCUUCCUUGGCUAUUAACGAAGAACAAGAGCUGUCCAUUUCCAAAACAAAACAGUUAAGAAAGUAUAUGAGAAACAGCUGCGGCCCAAUGGUCGUUCCAUUUGAUGGAAAUAAGGUGGGCGAUGACGGACAAAAUAUAAAUAUUGGUAUCGAACAUAUCACGACAAAGGUAGAAGAGAUCACCAACUUUCUCGGAAAGGCAGCUUUUUCUAAGGAGGAGAAACAACCAGUUGGUACCGACCAUUUAACAUUGAUUCACACAGAGCUUGAAAAAUUAUCCCAAAGACAAGUUGAACUAGAUGCAGAAGUAGAAGCAACGAAAACCAAAAUAGGAGCUUCACAGAAGAGAACAAUUGAUAUGAUUAAAGAAUCUAUCGAAAGUCGAACAAACAAAGGUGUUAGAAGAAGACCGAGAAGACCUUUGCAGCCAAAGAGUGGUUACACUACAGAAUAAAACACGCGUGUUUUAUUGUUGUAAUAUAUUGUACAAAUCAAAAAUAGAAGCAUUACGCGAAUUAGUUUUGCAAGACAAACAACUAUUCUUACUUCAUAAAAAGCAUUUUUCUCUUUUUAGACAAAAACCUUACAUUAAACCUCAAUUUCUAAACAGGCGGAGUUUGAUGUUUAUGAAAUGUAAAAAUUUUAAAAUGGUUUAAAAAGCUUAAUAAAAGAUUUAUUUUUGUAUUUUAACCUUUUCCUUAUAAAAUAUUUCAUUCUAA